Molecule: messenger RNA, 2904 nt
Organism: Fraxinus pennsylvanica
Lineage: Eukaryota; Viridiplantae; Streptophyta; Magnoliopsida; Lamiales; Oleaceae
Source: the annotation of a GenBank genome assembly
AUGUCAUUUGAUCCUGAAGAUAAAGCUCCGUCUUCUCCCAAGUCAGAGCGACCUUUACUUAAUCCGCCGCCGGCGCCGCAGAGCGUGGCGGCGUUUAUGAUGGAUUUGGAUUUGGAUCUCGAAUCUUCUUGGUCUUCCGAUCAGAUCUUUACGAAUCUUAUGUCGCCGUUUCAGCUAUCGAAUUCGGAGCAGCCGUGUUCGCCUUUAUGGGCUUUCAACGAUGAGAAUAGCGAUUGUAAACCGGCUGGAAACUCCGUCCCCGGUGGAGGUUUCCGCCUCUCCAACUGCUCCAGGCGUAUGCCUUAUGCGACUAAUCCUGAGUCAAUAACCUACAAUGGAGUGGAAAAUGAUGAUAAAAGAAAACUGCCUUCACCCCUUCUUGGAUUGAGACCAAUUGAUAAUCCAGACGAGUCUUGUAUAAUCAAGGAGAGGAUGACUCAAGCUCUUCGAUACUUCAAAGAUUUGACAGGAGAGCAUGUAUUGGCUCAGGUUUGGGCACCUGUGAAGAAUGGUGGUAGGUAUGUGCUCACUACUUCGGGGCAGCCCUUUGUUCUUGACUCGGAUAGUAAUGGACUUCAUCAGUAUAGGCUAGUUUCUCUGAUGUAUAUGUUUUCUGUGGAUGGAGAGACUGACGGAGCCCUUGGACUUCCGGGUCGAGUGUUUUGGCAAAGGUUACCUGAAUGGACGCCUAAUGUGCAGUACUAUUCUAGCAAUGAAUUUCCCCGGCUGAGCCAUGCUCUGAAUUAUAACAUUCGUGGAACUUUGGCUUUGCCUGUAUUUGAACCUUCUAGACAGUCCUGUGUUGGUGUACUUGAGCUCAUAAUGACUUCCCAGAAAAUCAACUAUGCCCCUGAGGUUGAUAAAGUAUGCAAAGCACUUGAGGCCGUUAAUUUGAAAAGUUCAGAGAUAUUGGAUCAUCCAAACACACAGAUAUGCAAUGAAGGUCGCCAAAAUGCACUGGCUGAGAUCUUGGAGAUACUAACAGUGGUAUGUGAGAAUCACACAUUACCUCUGGCUCAGACAUGGAUUCCUUGCAGACAUCGGAAUGUUCUAGCAGAUGGCGGAGGUUUUAAGAAAACUUGUAGUAGCUUUGAUGGAAGUUGCAUGGGACAGGUAUGCAUGUCAACAACUGAUGUAGCAUAUUAUGUGGUGGAUGCGCAUAUGUGGGGCUUCCGAGAGGCCUGUGCAGAGCAUCACUUACAGAAGGGCCAGGGAGUUGUUGGGAGGGCAUUUGCAUCACAUAACUUGCACUUCUGUGAUGAUAUCACGCAAUUCUGCAAAACCGAGUACCCCUUGGUACAUUAUGCUCGCAUGUUUGGGUUGAAAAGUAGCGUUGCAAUUUGUUUAAGGAGCACUCAUACUGGAAACGACGAUUACGUUUUAGAAUUCUUUCUGCCUCCGAAUGUCCAAGACCAUAACAACCAACGGACCUUGUUGGAUGCAAUUUUGUUGACAAUGAGACAGCAUUUUGGGAGCUUGAGGGUUGCUUCAGGGAACGACCUCGAACAUGAAUGGAGAUCUAUUGAGAUUACAAAAGCAUCCAUGGAUGAGAAAAUUAAUUCAAGGCUUGAUUUUGCUGCAAAUUCUCCCCCAAAGUCUGCUGCCUUUCCAAAUGAAGAGGCAGUACAUCUUCAUUCAUUGGAAAAGCGGCAAUUGGUUGGAUUUAAUACCACUAAUAAUGUAGGAAGUGCUGUAUCUUUUGUUGAGAAUAAAGACACGGGCAAGAAAUCAGAGAGAAAACGGGGGAAGGCUGAGAAGACAAUCAGCCUAGAGGUUCUGCAGCAAUACUUUGCCGGGAGUCUUAAGGAUGCUGCCAAGAAUCUUGGGGUUUGCCCUACUACCAUGAAGCGCAUCUGCAGGCAGCAUGGGAUCUCCAGAUGGCCCUCUCGCAAGAUUAACAGAGUUAAUCGUUCUCUUUCUAAGCUAAAGCAUGUAAUUGAAUCUGUACAAGGUGCUGAAGGAGCAUUCACCUUGACUUCUUUGGCUACAAGUUCGAUUCCUGUUGAUGUUGGUUCAAUUUCAUGGUCAGCAAGUAUUAAUGAGCCCAAUCAACAAAGUUCACAGGGGCCUAUACCACCUGGAGGUGAUGAACUGGUGGAGAUUUUUGGAACUGUGGAACUUAUUCCGCAGCACACUGAAACAUUGCUUGGUGAAGGCUCAAACAGAUCAAAAUCGGGAAGUAGGUCGAGAGAAGAAAGCACAGGGACCCCGACUUCUUAUGGUUCAUGCCAAAAUAAUCAUUUUCUUGGAAUUGACAACUCUCAACAAAAUGAUCCAGUCUUUACGCCUGUCAAUGAAAACCACAUAAAACCCACGAGUUCACUUGAAUUGGCAUGUCAACCAACGCAGGAGAUUAAUUUAUCUGUUGCAUUGUCGAUACCCAAAGCCAAUGCUUUUGUCACAGCACCCCAAGAGCCAUUUGGAGGAAUGUUAAUCGAGGAUGCAGGAAGCUCACAUGAUCUUCGUAAUCUGUGUCCAGCUGGCGAGACUUUGUUUGAUGAACACGUUCCAGAAUACAGUUGGACGAAACCACCACGUUCUGAUUCAGUUCCUAGUUCCACGGUCGUUCCUGUAGAUCGAAUGCCACAGUUUUCUGCCAGGCCAGAACUGAAAACCAUCACAAUAAAAGCCACUUACCGAGAGGAUAUUAUUAGGUUUCGACUCUCUUUAGGCUUGGGCAUUACCAAUUUAAAGGAGGAAGUGACAAAGAGGCUGAAGUUAGAGGUUGGCACAUUCGAUAUCAAGUACUUGGACGAUGAUCAGGAGUGGGUUCUAAUUGCCUGCGAUGCUGACUUGCAGGAAUGCAUUGAUAUUUCGAGAUCAUCAGGUAGCCAUAUAAUCAGACUGUUUGUUCAUGAUAUUAUGGUCAAUAUUGGGAGCUCCUGCGACAGUUCGGGUGAAUGA